AUGGGCCGGAAGUGUGAAUUUUAUUUUUGUGGAAAUCAUCAAGGUAUUCCAGGGAAACUAGGAAAGGUCUCUUUCUACAGUUUUCCCAAAAACCAGGCACUAUGUUCCCUUUGGGUGGAGUCCUGCAAUUCUCCAGAAGCUUCAGAGGCUUUCAAAAGUCAGGGAUAUCACGCUUUCCUAAACAAAAAACUUUGCUCUGAUCAUUUUUCAUUGAGCUCUUUCCGGGAUUCGACAAAUAAAAAUAAAGGCCUAGUAGCUGGUGCUGUUCCCUCUUCACGCGCAAAAAUCGAUUUUGAAAACCUUUCCGAAGAUGUUCCGAAGAAUGUUGUCGAUGGUCGUGAUUUCAGCUCAGAACCAAAUGAAACGACUAUUGAGUUCAUCGAUGGAGAUGAUGAUUUCGAACGAGAAUCCAGAACUAUUGUGCAAGACCAACUUCACGGUGUUAUGGAGAUCCGACCUGAUAAUCAUACCGGUACCGAAGAUGAGGCGCCGCCGUUCCGUCAGUUCAGCGACAACCCAAAUAAAAACACACCUCCUGUAGUAUCAUCCGAAACGUCGCUACGUCAAAGCCUUAAAUCAAGGGAGCUAACCAUAAAACUGCUCAAACAAAAUAUGAAAUCUAUUCGGCGCCAAAUGUUCGUCCAAGACCAAACCAGCAAACGCCGAUUGAAUGCUUCCAACCGGUAUAAAAAGCUGUUCUUUUCUUUGCGCGAAGAAAUAAACGUUCUUAAAAAGAAGAAAAACGACAACGAAAAACUUGGAGAACAAGCCAGAAGAAAUCCGAUAAUCCUUGAUACUUUAAAAAAUGCAAUGCGCCACCCAAAAGCUCGACGAUAUCAACCAGAAACCAAAAAGUUUGCUUCUGGAGCAUAUCUUAGUGGACCACGAACUUAUAGAUUCGUUCGAAGAUCAAAAAACUUUAUUCUACCCCAUAAAAGCACAGUUUACGGGUACAAUAAGAGUAUCGGCAUUCUUCCCGGUUUGAACAAAACCAUUCUUAUGCGAAUGAAGUGUAAAGCUCGAUUCAUUAAGCCUAAGAGAGAUAAGUUGGUCAUGGUUUGCUUGGAUGGGAUGUCUGUCAAACCUGAAUUAACGUAUUGUGCAAAAUCAGACAUAUUCUAUGGAUUUCCAUUUGAUGGCACUGAACGUAAAAUUGAAAAAAAUAAUCCUCAGAGACUGGCAACUGAAGCGGUGGUAAUGAUGACAUCCGGAAUAUACAGUCGAUUCAAACAGCCUGUAGGAUAUUUACUUGCACAUAACAGCCUUGGAAGUCACGUGCAGAUGAAAUUUGUUGAGAAGAGUGUUAUGGCAAUCAGAAAGAUCGGGCUGAUACCAAUAGCCCUUGUGAUGGAUCAGUGCACAACGAAUCAAAAAAUGAUCCGUGAAGCUGGCGCCACCCAUGCCGAUCCUCUAAUCAACAUAGGCGGUGAAGAUAUUGCCAUUCCAUACGACACGCCUCAUCUGUUGAAAACACGCGGAAUGCUUUAUUAA
Molecule: messenger RNA, 1491 nt
Organism: Armigeres subalbatus
Lineage: Eukaryota; Metazoa; Arthropoda; Insecta; Diptera; Culicidae
Exons: 5
Coding region: 1-1491 (496 amino acids)
Molecular function (GO): sequence-specific DNA binding
Source: RefSeq, a predicted model, not a curated record